AGCGACGCAGGUAAACGCGGAAGUAAAAGAAAGAGUGAACGGGAGGAGCAGAAGAAGAGAAGAGAUCGAUCCGGUUUUUACUGCAGCGUCACGACGAACAAUAAGAAGUUCAUUAUGGGUCUGUGUGACGGCCUCUCUCACUGUAAGCUCGCUCUGGCCUUCGCCGUCUUCAUGGAUUUGCUGGGAGGAACCGCCCUGCUGGUGGGAGUCUUCGCCCCGCUGGAGGUCAAAGGGCAGGACUUUGGAGACUUACUGGUCUACACUGGAGCCCUCUUUGUGCUGAUGUCUCUGGCCGGUUGGGUGCUGUGGUACAGCGGUAACAUCAACGGUCUGAUGUCCAAAAAGGAGCUGCGACACAUCGACAGCGCCGUCGACCGGCUCGCCCGAAACCUCAGCCGCAAGAUUCACACGUUCAGAUCUCACCACUGAAUUUAUUCAAAAAACAAGCUUCACUCCAAAGUCAGCGUGGAGGGGGGGGGGGGGGGGGGUCUGUAGCGUCUCAAACAUUUCAAUGUUUAUUUUGUUACAUUUUGAUGUCUGAAAGUGUUUUUAGAAGUUACUGAUGUCAUUUCAAAGGUCAAUAAAAUACUUUUUAACAUUU
This is a messenger RNA of Labrus bergylta (ballan wrasse), 601 nucleotides long. NCBI's taxonomy places the organism in Eukaryota, Metazoa, Chordata, Actinopteri, Labriformes, Labridae. The record is from RefSeq and is a predicted model, not a curated record.